Molecule: messenger RNA, 3414 nt
Organism: Scedosporium apiospermum
Lineage: Eukaryota; Fungi; Ascomycota; Sordariomycetes; Microascales; Microascaceae
Exons: 3
Coding region: 1-3414 (1137 amino acids)
Molecular function (GO): protein binding
Source: RefSeq, a predicted model, not a curated record
AUGUCACUGGGUUGUCACUGUCUCUACGAUGGAGGAUCAACCCAUGGCGCCAGCUCCAGGAGCAACCUGGUUGAUAUCGUUGCUCUCCACGAUGUAUACGAAGACCCUUUCGAAGCCUGGACUGAUCCCGAAUCCGGGAUCAACUGGCUCCGCGAUCUCCUACCCAAACACGUCCAAGUCGGCCGUGUUGUGUCAUACGGCUAUGAUUCCACGGCCCGGUCCUUUUUCGGCAACGACGCGCCGGAGAAUAUACAGAGGAUGGCAGAAAGUCUGGUUCAAGAGCUUCGCGCAAAUCGACAGUUCGCCGGGACCCUGAGACGCCCAAUCAUUUUCAUCUGUCAUGGUCUCGGCGGCGUGCUCCUGAAGAAGAGUCUAAUCUAUUCGUCCACCCGAACAGCGCCCAAAGUUGUCCACCUGUGGGACCAAUUCGUCUCAACGUUCGCCAUCCUUUUCUUCGGAACCCCACAUGGAAAGACAACCGCAUCGAACUGGUUGGCACUCGAAAAACAAUCCCAUCAAUCACAACUCGCCACCUCUUAUACCCUCGCCCAUGGCCCUACAAGCGUCAGAGAGAAUAAUCAGCUUGUCCAAUCCAUCAGCAGCGAUUUUAUGCCGCUUAUUAAGCAGUUCCACAUGUUCUUCUUCUGGGAGGCGCUGCCAACCUCGUUCAAAGGUCGCUCCGUAUUCAUCGUCGAUUCCGAAUCUGCUGUACCGAAACUCGACAAUACCGAGGCAGCCGCAAUCUAUGCGACACACUUUCGGAUGGUCAAGUUUAGCUCGAGAGAAUCGUCCGACUAUUGCACAGUGAUUGCUGCCCUCACUAACUACUGCGAGAAAGCCCCUGAAAUUAUCUCUCAUCGGUGGGGUCAGGCAGAAACCGCGCUUCAACAACUUCGUGCUAGCGAGGCCUGGGAGCUUGGAGGGUAUGGCUUUGAUGUCCACCUGAGGGAGCCAUUCCGGCAUCAGAAUAUUGCGGUUUAUUAUCAUUUCUACCCUCCUCAAGACAUUACACCUACCUUUGUCGGGCGUAGAGACAAGAUCGAGGUUGUGUAUACAGCCCUUUUUCCUACUGACCAAUUCGAGUCCUGUCCUAAGAGAAACACAUUUGUCAUAUUCGGGAUGGGAGGAUCGGGCAAGACGCAAUUUUGCUCAAAGUUUGCCUAUGACUAUAGACACAAGUAUGGACGCCCCAGAUCCUAUGCCGAGAGUGAAUUGCUAACAGGUCUUAGAUACACAGCAGUUUUUACUAUAUAUGCUGCCACGAAGGAGACGGCCGCGGACUCAUUCUGUAGGAUCGGCAAGCUCGCUGGUUUGGAGCCUACCGAAAAUGCGGGAAGACACUUUCUCUCGCAACUAACAGGGCCCUGGUUGCUCAUCAUUGACAAUGCCGACGAUCCCAAGCUGGAACUUGCGGACUUGUAUCCUUCUGGAUACGCUGCUCACAUUCUGGUGACUACUAGGAUCGCUGACUUCCGUCAACAAGGAACUCUGGGAUUCUUGGAGCUAGGAGGGCUCAACGAGGAAGAGGCUCUCCAGUUACUCUUAACAAAGGCGGACAUCCCAAGACCGUGGGACCCAUCGACCAGAGAAGCGGGUGGUUUGAUCACUAAGGCACUUGGCUACCUCGCACUCGCCCUUAUCCAAGCCGGCAAUUGCAUCUAUCGUCGAAUAUGUGACCUUGGAGAGUAUCUCAGUCUCCACUCCGCCACUAGGAGCACAUUGCAGCAGAGAAAGUCAUCGGCAGCACACCAGGUGGACGAAGACGAUAUUUUCAAAGUCGUCUACUCUGCGUUCGACGUGUCAUUAGAAUUCCUGUUGAACCAACGCUCCAUAAAGGGCCAGGACGCAUCAGACCUUCUCAAGAUCUUCAGCUUUUUCCAUUUUGAACACAUUCCAGUUCAGAUCUUCUCGAAGGCCUUUCAAAAUCGGAUCCAAGGCCUAGAAAGCAUCUCUACCCACCGCAUCCACUCGAGGCUCGUCAAUACAGUGUUAAAGCGUCUUGAGCCGCCGAAAAUGCUCCCAGAGUUCCUAAAAACAAAGGGCGGAGGGCUUGACAAAUAUCGAAUAAAUCGGGCCAUAGCCGAGCUCGCGCGUCUCUCUUUGGUUAGUUUCGACGGAAAAUACAUUUCCUUGCACCCGUUGGUUCAUGCCUGGGCCCGAGACAACCUCUCGAACCGGGAACGAGACGUCUGGGUAUCCAUUGCCCUUAACACUCUAAUGGCGUCUAUCUCACUACCUAUGGAUGGUACGGGGGAGGAUGAUGGCGACUUCUACCGGGAUGUGCUACCGCACCUUGAGGUUUGCCUCCACGAACACGGAGACCCGGUCUCAGAAUCGAUCAAGACCCUUGGAACCUCCUAUUUUCGUUUUACCCAUUUCCUCCAACCGACCAAGAUGAUGAUAAUCCGUGACCAAGUCCAGAAUGCCGCAAAGUGUGGUUGGAUAUUUUCCCAGCGGGGCUUGUUCGAAAAAGCCAGCAUUCAACUCCAGACGGUGAAAGAGGUGUUGACCCAAACGCUAGGCGAAGAAAAUGAGAAAACAAUGACAGCAAUGCUAGGAUUAGCCGCGGUAUAUUGGGGCUUGGGUCGAUUAGAAGAGGCCAUUACUCUGCAGCGUGCCGUUGUAGAUACGCGAUAUAGGAUAUUGGGGCCCAUGAACGAACAAACCCUUCAAGCUAUGGACCAUCUGGGAAAGUCCUACUGGCUCCACGGACUGUAUCGAGAGGCCCUUGAGCUUCAAAAAGUUACUGCGGAGCGAAUGAGGUCAACAAUCAAACCCGAUCAUCCAAACUAUCCCCAUGUGCUUGCCGCCAUGGACAAUUAUGGGGUCACGCUCGGGGCAUGGCGCAGGUACGAAGAAAGCCUAAAAGUGCAUCGUGAAGUUCUAGAAGCUCGCAAGAAUACUCUGGGCGAGACCCACCUAGAUACUCUUACGACAAAAGCCAAUUUCGCGAUGGCUUUACUCGACCUCGGGCAUGUGGAUGAGGCUAGGCGACAUAUGAAGGACGUAUAUGAGGAACGCCAGCGGCAGCUCGGCAAGGAGCACCCUUGGACGCUCUGGGCUUUGUGCUAUCUUGCCAAAGUCUACAUUGAAAACGGCGAGCUCAAUGCCGCAGAGGAUAUCCUUAUCUGGGGGAUAGCAGCUGGAGUGAGAAGCCUCACUGAAACCCAUCUCGGUGUCCUCAUGGGCCGUGGCGAACUUGGGCGCGUCUAUGCCAGGCAGGGUAGGCUGGACGAGGCAGAGAAAUUGACCUUGGAAACCAUGAACCUCAUCGAGAAAUCCCGCGGUAUAGCACACCCCGACUGUGUCUACGUGCUGCUGAAAUUGGUCCAGCUAUCUGGCGAACUUGACUCCCCGCGCGAAAAAGUCAGCAUCGAGUUCAAUCCGCGAGAAGCGAGGCGGACAGGGGACUAG